AUGGUGCGGCACAAGAAAGACUUUGCCGGCCGCGGCAAGAAAUUCGGCCCCCGCGGCGGCGGCUCCUCACGACCCCGCGGCUCAAACAACAGCGACUCGGACGACGGCAGCGCGCGCCGCGCCAAGCCCGCGUUCAAAGCCGCCUGCUGGGAUCUCGGCCACUGCGACCCGAAGAGGUGCUCCGGCAAGAAGCUGAUGCGUCUCGGCCUGAUGCGGGACUUGCACCUCGGCCAGCGCCACAGCGGCGUCAUCAUCACGCCCAACGGCAAGCAGGUCGUCGCCCCCGACGACGCCCCGCUGCUCGACCAGCACGGCGCCGCCGUCGUCGAGUGCUCCUGGGCACGCACCCAGGAGGUCCCGUGGGCCAAGGUCGGCGGCCGCUGCGAGCGCCUGCUGCCGUACCUGGUCGCGGCCAACACGGUCAACUACGGCAAGCCGUGGCGGCUCAACUGCGUCGAGGCGCUGGCCGCGGCGUUUUACAUUUGCGGGCACGCGGACUGGGCCGCGCAGAUCCUGGCGCCGUUCUCGUACGGGCAGGCGUUCUUGGACAUUAACGAGACGCUGCUGGACAAGUAUGCGGCGUGCUCGGAUGCGCCGAGUGUCAAAAAGGCCGAGGAGGAGUGGAUGGCGCAGCUCGAUCGCGAGUAUGCGGAGAGUCGAGAGACAAAGGAAGACAUGUGGACGAGCGGUAACACGAACCACCGACGGCCGAGGAGUCCAUCUGACGACGAGGACGAGGAUGAGGAUGAGGAUGACCAAGAAGAGGAACAAGGUAGCGUCGACGGGAUAUACCUAGGCAAGCGGCCGCAAGAGAUACAGGACGAGGACGAGGACAAGGACCCCUUUGCCAUUUCCGACGACAGCGACGACGACCUCGCCAUGGCCGAGAUCCGCCGCAAGGUGCUCGCCUCCAAGACGUUUGCCAACCUGGGCGAGGAAGAGCCCAAGGCCGCCCAGCCGGCGAGCGUCGCCCGCCCGCCGCCUCAGCUCAAGGAGCAUAGCGUCACGCCCGACUCGGACAAUGACGGCGGGGACAGCGACGACGACGAGUUUGACCACAUCAUGGACGCGACGCCCGUGACGGACCGCCUGGGCCUGUCAAAACUGGAAAAGGAGCGCGCGCAGGCGGCGCUCUCGCGCAAGACGUUUUCGUCCAAUGUGGUUUCGGCACCGGGUCGGUGGUGA
Molecule: messenger RNA, 1185 nt
Organism: Cordyceps militaris CM01
Lineage: Eukaryota; Fungi; Ascomycota; Sordariomycetes; Hypocreales; Cordycipitaceae
Product: RLI and DUF367 domain protein
Exons: 1
Coding region: 1-1185 (394 amino acids)
Biological process (GO): maturation of SSU-rRNA
Molecular function (GO): rRNA small subunit aminocarboxypropyltransferase activity
Source: RefSeq, a predicted model, not a curated record